GUCUGGUUCGUACUCCUUUCCGUGUCACAACGACCUCGCCACCAAACUGCCACCCACCAUGCCUUCGUUUGUAGCAGCACAAGCUAGCGCGCCUGGCAAAGUCAUUCUCUUCGGCGAGCAUGCCGUCGUGUACGGAAUCCCCGCCGUUGCCGCCGCCGUCUCCGACCUGCGGGUGUCCACGCACGUCACCUUUGGCGGCGAGCCCACCGUCGCCGUGUCUCUUCUGAACCUCACAAGCAUGAAAGACGGUCAGCCUCUGUCUCGUUCGUGGUCGCUUCAAGCGAUCAAAGCGGCGAUUGGUGGUGCCUCGGCCGCCAACGACACCUUCCUGCCGCGACCGUCGGCGGCUAUCACUGCUGCGCUGGUCGAUUUCUUGUCUGACCAACAUCCGAAGGACGCGAAUGCACUCCGCCCCGCGCUCUUCCUCGUCUUGGCCAUCCUGCCGGAGCUUUUCGACGAACUGUCGGUUGGCGUGCAGCUCCACGUGACGUCCGGGGACUUUCCAGUGGGCGCCGGCCUCGGCUCGUCGGCGGCGUUUUGCGUGUCCGUGGCGGCCGCCUUACUCCGAAGCCGCCACGACGUCGUGCCGUUGGAUACGAUCAAUGCGCAUGCAUUUGCGGCCGAAGUGUUGUUGCAUGACGAUCCAUCUGGCGUCGACAACACCGUGUCUACGUAUGGCGGGGCCAUUCUGUAUCAAAAGCAGCCGCAGUCCCAGAUGAAAGCGCUGCAAGACCUGCCGACGCUCCGCUUCCUCCUCACCAACACGCACGUACCUCGAGAGACCAAACACUUGGUCGCAAAGGUGCGGGCGCUGCACACCGCCGACCCCGCGUUCGUCGACGGCCGCUUUGAAGCCAUUCGCAGCAUCAUCGAGGCGUUUCAACGACAAGCUGAGACACCGCGGACGUUUUCGCAGACAGAGUUUCAAGCGAUGAUCCGUCUCAACCAAACGCUGUUGGCCCAAGUGGGAGUCAGCCAUCCAGCGAUCGACACGGUCGUGAAUCUGGCAAACCCCCUUUUGCCCACGAAACUUACGGGCGCGGGCGGUGGCGGGUGCACCAUCACGUUCAUCCCCGACGACACGGACGAAGGCGCGGUGGCGGCUCUCAAAGCCGACUUGGCCAAGCACGGGUUUACGUGCGUGGAAACAGUGUUGGGGGGGCCGGGCGUCAAGUUUUCACUCGCGACUGUGUAGCGUACCUCGAAUUAGAGUGGGAAUAUAUCAUAGAGCUGUUGCAUUUGACUUUGCAA
Aphanomyces astaci is the source of this 1251-nucleotide messenger RNA. RefSeq names its product mevalonate kinase. Bases 59 to 1195 code for a protein of 378 amino acids. The record is from RefSeq and is a predicted model, not a curated record. Gene Ontology annotation, molecular function: mevalonate kinase activity; ATP binding. NCBI's taxonomy places the organism in Eukaryota, Oomycota, Saprolegniomycetes, Saprolegniales, Verrucalvaceae. Gene Ontology annotation, biological process: isoprenoid biosynthetic process. The transcript is spliced from 6 exons. Gene Ontology annotation, cellular component: cytoplasm.